Molecule: messenger RNA, 1030 nt
Organism: Eucalyptus grandis
Lineage: Eukaryota; Viridiplantae; Streptophyta; Magnoliopsida; Myrtales; Myrtaceae
Exons: 2
Coding region: 102-824 (240 amino acids)
Source: RefSeq, a predicted model, not a curated record
GCGCGCAUCAGACGACAUUACUAUCACAGAGAGAGAGAGAGAGAGAGAGAGACACAGAGAGAGUGAGAGAGAGAGAGAGAGAGAGAGAGAGAGAGAGAGAGAUGGAAUGGAGAAAGUGUUAUCUUGACGCCAUACUCGUGCCAUUAGGGUUUAUGAUAAGCUUGGGCUAUCACGCUUGGCUAUGGCAUAAGGUCCGGACCGAACCGCUCACCACUAUCAUAGGCACAAACACAAGGGGACGACGCUUCUGGGUUUCCGCCAUGAUGAAGGACAAUGACAAGAAGAACAUCUUGGCGGUACAAACCCUCCGGAACACCAUCAUGGGGUCGACCCUGAUGGCCACCACGUCGAUCCUCCUCUGCUCGGGCCUUGCAGCAGUGAUAAGCAGCACCUACAGCGUGAAGAAGCCCCUGAACGACUCGGUGUAUGGUGGGCACGGCGAGUUCAUGUUGGCCAUGAAGUACGUCACCCUCCUCACCAUCUUUCUCUUCUCCUUCCUCUGCCACUCCCUCUCCAUUCGGUUCAUCAACCAGGUCAACAUUCUCAUCAACACUCCGAUGCAGCAAGUGGACCCUGAGAUGGCGUCCAUAGUCACUCCACGGUACAUCGCCGAGCUCCUGGAGAAAGGGUUUGUCCUCAACACCAUGGGGAACCGGCUUUUCUACACAGCGAUCCCUCUUCUGCUCUGGAUCUUCGGGCCGGUUCUCGUGUUUCUUUGCUCGGUGGCGUUGGUUCUGGUGCUGUAUAACCUGGAUUUUGUGAUUGGGAGUGGCAAAAAGUGUUGUCAGAUGGAGGAGGGGACGAGAAAUGGUGACUUAGUAUGAUGGAAGGGAGUGCAUGGAAAGGGGGUUCAGUGAGAGUAAAGGUUCUUUCUGAGGGAUAAAAUGUGGAUACGAAGCCCUGGUCAGCUAAUGUCCUGAGGUUUUCCAUCUAUAACUGUAAAAUUAUUUGUCUUUAAAUAAGUACGUAAUUUUGGACGUGGAUUGGAGUCAUUUAAAACCCUAAAUCAUUCCCUUGAGAUAUUGACAAA